GGUGUUGAUCCCACACUACUGUCUAAAGCUUUGGCCGACGAUGUUGAAGUGGAUGAAACUGCAUUGGAAAAUGAUCCCGAAUUACUGGCUGAGUUGUCUGGCCUCAUAGGGGGCAGCGAGGAGGAGGAACCAGCUAAUACGGAUGCAACAGCUUCUAGACCGCCAAAUCUGCCGUCACCUAGUUCACGAGAUGCCGCCCUGAUUAGUAAACUUCGUGGAUUGGUAGCUGUCUACGACAAAAUGCUUGCCGCCAGCGCUAAAGAAGGAAAUAAUGUGAAACAGAGAAGGCAUCAACGAACCGUUGACAAACUGAGAGAGCUGAUCAUCAAAGCUGAACGCGGUGAGAGUGUUGACGAAACAGAAAUCCCUCCAUCACCACCAUCAUUUGCCACAUCACCGAAUGAUCCUAUUCUGCCCUCUCGCCAAGCGCCUGCUCCUCCUGCUCUCCCUACUUCACAACCUCCUCCGGUUCCGAGGAGAAGCACCUCAGGAAUUAUGCAAGAAUCCAUUGCUGAAUCGCCAACGAUUCCUCAACGAACUUCAUCGUCAUGUAUGCCUGUUGAAGGCCCUGAAAGGAGCGCUGAUUCACGAAAAGAUCAAGUAUUAAAGGUGUUGAAAAGGAGGAGGCGAGACGCAUACGUGGCGAAUGGAAAAGCAGCAGUUGCAGCAAUGGACAAGUCAGCUGCAAAGCAAUAUUUCUGA
Messenger RNA from Ostertagia ostertagi, 702 nucleotides. The record is from the annotation of a GenBank genome assembly. Lineage: Eukaryota; Metazoa; Nematoda; Chromadorea; Rhabditida; Trichostrongylidae.